Paramormyrops kingsleyae is the source of this 4946-nucleotide messenger RNA. RefSeq names its product PTPRF interacting protein alpha 3 (gene ppfia3). Lineage: Eukaryota; Metazoa; Chordata; Actinopteri; Osteoglossiformes; Mormyridae. Gene Ontology annotation, cellular component: presynaptic active zone. The record is from RefSeq and is a predicted model, not a curated record. Gene Ontology annotation, molecular function: protein binding. Gene Ontology annotation, biological process: synapse organization.
AGGUAUGGUGUACUGCUGUAGCGCCGCUCUUCGUCGCCUUGUGGAUGAGGGAGGGAGGCACAAAUCUGGACUUUAAGGGGCUCGGCUUAUACCCCGAUGGACCGAAUGGAAUAUUAUCUGUUUAAGCUCCUUCGGCUGUUCUCCUCAGCUUAGUGAAUCCUCUCCCCCUUUUCAUCCUUCCUUCACUUCGUUCUCUUCCUUUCGAAGCAUCGGCCAGCCUUGGACCAACAGCAUAGAGCUCUGGUGUUACUUACAGAGUCACCAGUCUGUGGGCUGCCUCCUGACUCCUUUCUCUCUGGCAGAUGGACACAUCUCAGAGCAUCUGCGGAAAGGCAGCAUCAGUCCAUCUCCAGCUCGAAUGUUUAGCAUGAUGAUUUAGCGCUUUGGUGCCUCUAGCAGGCAGUAAUUGGGGCCCCACUGGCAUGUGCUGAGGCAUCUGUGGACACGGCACAGCCUGAGGGGAACCAAGGACACCAACAAGAGUGGAAGUUCUCCGCACACUGCCGUCCACAGAGCAUUGGCUGGGCAACGGCCACUCGAACAUGUAGGAGGCGCUUUAGCACUCUUUAAGCAGAUCCGACUUUGCGCCUAAGCUGAGCUCCACAUACCUGAAUCUGACAGCCCCACGCUGACCGAGGAGGGAGGGAGCAGAAGAAGCCAGAGGCCAAAAAGGAGGAGCUACGCAUCCAACAUUAUCCUACCCUCAAGAUGAUGUGCGAGGUCAUGCCCACCAUCUCGGAGGAUGGCAGGCCGGGGGGGCCGUCAUCCCCGGCGGGGGGCGGCGGAGGCGGGGCCGGGAUGGGCGGAGCUGGUGGCGGGUACGAGGGCGGCAGCACGGGGAACCUGGAGUCGCUGAUGGUGAACAUGCUGACUGAGCGUGAGCGCCUCCUGGAGAGCCUGAGGGAGAUGCAGGAGAGCCUGGGCACCGCCCAGCUACGCCUCCGCGAGCUGGGCCACGAGAAGGAGUCGCUGCAGAGGCAGCUGUCCAUCGCCCUGCCACAGGAGUUUGCAGUGCUGACCAAAGAGCUGAAUGUGUGCCGGGAGCAGUUGCUGGAGCGGGAGGAGGAGAUCGGCGAGCUGAAGGCCGAGAGGAACAACACGCGGCUCCUCCUGGAGCACCUGGAGUGCCUGGUGUCCCGGCACGAGCGCAGCCUACGCAUGACAGUGGUUAAGCGGCAGGCUCAGUCUCCAGCCGGCGUGUCCAGCGAGGUGGAGGUGCUGAAGGCUCUCAAGUCACUGUUCGAGCACCACAAAGCGCUGGACGAGAAGGUCAGAGAGAGGCUUCGGGUCGCUUUGGAGCGGGUGGCCGUUUUAGAGGAAGAGCUGGAAUCUUCUUCACAAGAGGUUCUGACAUUAAGAGACCAGAUAAAACGGCAGCAGGGACUGGAUGGUGGCAGAGAGAGGCUGACCAACGGUCCCUCUUCUCUCCUGGAGGAUGGGGACUGUGAGCGGCAGAGGGAGGCGGAGAUCGAGCGGCAGAGAGUGGAGCUCUCACAGCUCAGGGAGCGGCUGGCGCUCAUGUGCCGGCAGGUGGGUGACAUUGAGGAGCAACUCUCAGCAGCCCGAAGAGAAGUAACCAAGUCAGAAGAGGCCAAUCAGAAGCUCCAACGGGAUGUGAAAGAGGCUUUGUGUCAAAGAGAGGACAUGGAGGAGAGGAUCACUACCUUGGAGCGCAGGUACCUCAGUGCCCAAAGGGAAGCCACUUCUCUUCACGACAUCAAAGACAAGCUGGAGAAUGAGCUGGCAAGCAAGGAGUCUCUGUAUAGACAGAGUGAGGAGAAGAACAGGCAGCUGCAGGAGUGGCUGGAUGAUGCCAAACAGAAGCUACAACAGACACUGCAGAGGGCUGAGACCCUGCCAGAGAUCGAGGCCCAACUGGCACAGCGGGUAGCGGCACUCAACAAGGCAGAAGAACGCCACAGCAACUUUGAGGAGCGACUGCGACAGAUGGAAACACAACUGGAGGAGAAGAACCAGGAGUUACAGAGGGCCAGGCAGAGGGAGCGCAUGAACGAUGAGCACAACAAGCGGCUCUCAGACACCGUGGACAAGCUACUGUCCGAGUCCAACGAACGUCUGCAGCUCCACCUGAAGGAGAGGAUGGCAGCGCUGGAGGAGAAGAAUGCACUCUCAGAGGAGCUGGCCAACAUGAAGAAGAUACAGGAUGAUCUUCUAGCAAACAAGGACCAGUUGAUAGCAGAGCUGGAGCGACUUCAACUGGAGCUGGAUCAGCUGAGAGGCAGGUCAGGUUCCUCCUACUCCAGAUCCCUUCCAGGAAGUGCCCUAGAACUGAGGUACUCUCAAGGGGGCGGGUCUGGCUCUCACCUGGAGCACUACAGCAACGCGGCUGCUGGGGGCGUGGUGAGGCGGACUCACCGGGGGCGAUGGGGAGCGCCACGGGAGGAUGCUAGCAAGUACACAGACUGGGAUGGCAGCAGCCUCCUGGGCCCUGGGUUCGAGGGUGGAGUGGAGGGGAGCUGCUCUGAUGAGGAGGAUGAACGAGAGGCGAUGAUAGGCACAGAAGCACUGUCACCUGGCGGGCAGACGGACGUGCAGACGCUGGCCAUCAUGCUGCAGGAGCAGCUGGAGGCCAUUAACAAGGAGAUCAAGCUGAUCCAGGAAGAGAAGGAGAGCACGGAGCUCAGAGCCGAGGAGAUUGAGAGCCGAGUCAGCAGUGUGGCUCUCGACGGGCCCCCUCUACCACCCACCUCACUGGGUGGGGGUCGGGAUGGCUCAGGAAGGGGCUUCAUCCCUUCUUCACUCACUUCCUCCACACUGGCUUCCCCCUCCCCCCCCAGCUCUGGGCACUCCACCCCCCGGCUGCCUCACUCGCCAGCCCGUGACAAUGACAGACAGAACAACAAAGAGGAUGAGAAGGCCCUGGCUCUGCUGGACAGUGCCCCCCCCGCAGCCCCCCGCGCACUGCGGCUGGACAGAAUGACACACACACACCCAGGGGCUCUGCUUGAGGACAGCCGCGAGUUUCGCAGUCUGUCAGUAGACAGCAGCAGCACCAGCAACAUUCAGGACGCACUGCACAAGUCCAGCAAGAAGAAGAGCAUCAAGUCUUCCAUCGGCCGACUUUUUGGGAAGAAGGAGAAGGGGCGUCUGGGGCCCCCUGGCCGCGAGUCUGUGUCUCUGGCCUCCACUCCCUCAGAGGAGCAGGCUUCAGUGGACCCACUGGGCCUGACCAAGCUGACUGGACCUGUGGAUAAAGACCGGCGCAGCAAGAAGAAGCACGAGCUCCUGGAGGAGGCGUGUCGCCAGGGCCUCCCCUUUGCAUCCUGGGACGGCCCCACAGUGGUGUCCUGGCUGGAGCUGUGGGUGGGCAUGCCCGCCUGGUACGUGGCCGCCUGCCAGGCCAACGUGAAGAGCGGCGCCAUCAUGGCCAACCUGUCGGACACGGAGAUCCAGCGCGAGAUCGGCAUCAGCAACCCACUGCACCGGCUCAAGCUGCGCCUGGCCAUCCAGGAGAUGGUGUCCCUCACCAGCCCCUCGGCCCCCGCCAGCACACGCUCGUCAACCGGCAACGUGUGGAUGACUCAUGCGGAAAUGGAGUCACUGACUACAGCCAGCAAACCUGAGGGGAAAGAGAUCAUCUGGGAUCAGAUCCUGGCUUAUGGAGACAUGAACCACGAAUGGGUGGGGAACGAGUGGCUGCCCAGUCUGGGCUUGCCGCAGUACCGCAGCUACUUCAUGGAGUCGCUGGUGGACGCCCGCAUGCUGGACCACCUGACCAAGAAGGAGCUGCGUGGCCAGCUCAAGAUGGUGGACAGCUUUCACAGGGUCAGCCUGCACUAUGGCAUCAUGUGUCUGAAGCGGUUGAAUUAUGACCGUAAGGAGCUGGAGCGGAGGAGAGAGGCGAGUCAGCAGCAGAACAAAGAUGUGAUGGUGUGGUCCAAUGAGCGUGUGAUGUGCUGGGUGCAGGGGGUGGGGCUUAAGGAGUACGCAGACAACUUGGCAGAGAGUGGGGUGCACGGGGCGCUGCUGGCGCUCGAUGACACCUUCGACUACACGGAUCUGGCCCUGCUGCUGCAGAUUCCCAACCAGAACACGCAGGCCCGGCAGCUCCUGGAGAAGGAGUACAACUCCCUAAUUUCCACAGGGACCGAGAGAAGGCCAGAGGAGGACGGCACCAAGACCUUCACCCGCUCGCCCUCUUGGAGGAAGGACCUAAGAGGCGUCACCUCCGACUCCUCGGAGACCCUUCCCCCCAACUUUCGUGCCUCAGCAAUUUCUGCCCCCUCCGUGACCCUGAGGAAAGUCCAGAGUGAGGCGAGCUCUGGGUCCAGAGGGGAGUCAGGAUCAGUGAGAACAUACUCCUGCUGAGGACCUCACUGAGGGGAUCACAUCAUCUGGCAGGUUUGCAAUACCAGACACAGGACCGUCAGAACCACACAGAAGACCUGAUUGUAGGAAGUGGUGCUAACAGUCUGUGUGUCUGUCCCUCUCUGUCCAUAAGUGAGCUGGGCUGGAAUCCUCCUACUCUCCAGAAGGGAUAUCAGCCCUUAAUCUGCCAGUAAUGACACUUUGCUCCCUAUGGCCAUUUUUGCUCCACACCGGGGCAGGUCUUCACCCGGAUCCAUCUUUUAUUAAAGCCAGAGCUAGUGUUCAUGUAGGCCACCUAAUUCAGUUUAAAGGGAUCAAUGAGGUCAAGAUCAGAUGCCACCACAGAUGGGAUCCUUCCAGUCGGUAUGUGAGCAUGGACAGUUCUUACUGUCCUCACAGGGCGCUUACCCAGCUCACGAUGGGCCGAUCUGGCAGAUCAGUCUGAUAGCCACUGAAUGGGAGAAAAGGCAGAGGAGAAACACACAGAUGAAAAGAUUAGCGCUAUGUACAGUAGCCAUUAACUUAGAUGGGCUUGGGGAAGCAAAAAGGCAAGCAGAACGGAAACAUAAAAAGAGAGGAUACUGGGAGACAGGGAGGGGGAGAAAGAGAGCACACUG